Molecule: messenger RNA, 447 nt
Organism: Trichophyton rubrum CBS 118892
Lineage: Eukaryota; Fungi; Ascomycota; Eurotiomycetes; Onygenales; Arthrodermataceae
Exons: 2
Coding region: 1-447 (148 amino acids)
Source: RefSeq, a predicted model, not a curated record
AUGCUACAAGUGCCAUACACUGCUGCCUGGCCGGUAUGUGAUGAUAGAACGGAAUCGUUGGACCAGCAUAUGGACCAAAAGGCUACGCUGGCUUUCAGACACCCGUCAGCGCUGCCGCUCCUUUUACGGCGGCCGAAUUUCGUUCCUUUCGACCCAGAUGAUCCUGAGGAUGGGGCUUUCUUGAGCUACAUCUGCAUGGGCCAGAUAGUGAACUGCAAAGGACCUGGUAUCCAGCUAAUCAACAGCAUUGGCACCAGACUUCAUCUGCGUGCAACUACGCUUCGGCCGCCACCGCAGGCGGCACAGCAAUGCGAGGAAGAUGAGCUAUCGUGGCUGCUGCCCUGCUGUGCCCGAGGUCUCGGAUCAAGCGCAAAAGGCAGUGUUAGACGUGAAGGAGCCGGUACUGCGCCCUCCGCUGCGGCAUCGAGCAUGGAUGGAAGCCAUUAA